AUGGACUCUUUACGCCAGCGCGCCGUCUUACGAGCAGCUUCAUGCAUGCAGUAUUUUGAAGUCAUUCAGGAAGAGGACGAUGAAGAGGAGGGCAGCCAGCCAGAUCCUGCUCCGCGACUGCACAGUCGGCUCGAAGAGUGUGCGACAGCACCCGAGCAUGUCUCCCCAUCCGCUGUUGUGAUGCUCGUGAUAGGCGGUUUGGUUCCGGCGCUGCUUCCGGCUCUCGUCCGGCUUGUCAAUGGGUACAAGGCAUUGUGGAGUCAUGAUGGGGUUUGGCUUUGCCAGCGUGCUUAUCUUUUUAUGGCCUUCAUGACUUCAAUGCGGUUGAUCGGCUGCUGCUACGGACUUGUUGACGGCCUUGGCAGGUUGCAGCUUUCCACACUAGGAGCCUUUUACCUGGCUGCGCCACGCAAGCGUCGCGCAGUUCUGGCUGACACGUACAAGUCUCAGUUCAGAAAACUUGUCUUCGUGAAAACAUAUGAUGGUGAGGAGCCUGAGGAGCACUUGCCUCUCGUGCCUGAUCGCGAAACGUCCACAGCCUUGAAAGAUCGGGAAGGGGGCUUUGCGCGCUUCAGGUGUGUAUUCGAAGCAAAUGCGCGGCGAGGGAAGAGCAUCGUGUUUCACAGAAGAGCAUCACUGAAGAUGCCGAAGCAGCAGCGCGAGGCCAGCGAGGAAGAGACCGCGCAGCAGGGCACAAAUAACACGGUCAGCUAUUUGGCCGCUCGAAAGUUUGCUUGCUUUCAACUUCUGGCAAGAACAGACUGUUUGAAGCUCGAAGGGAAAUCGGAAGCAGUAAUGCUGAUCUUGUUUCUGGUCUUGAUCUUGGUUUCUGUCCUCCUCGUGUACUCAGUUGGGCUUACAGAUGGCCAACAUUAUAUUCCACUUUCCUUUGGAGCCUUGAUCGUCGUGGCUGUUCUGGCUACGAUGCUUUCCAUCGUGAACAACCUUGUGUGUCUGGAACAUUUGCUCCUUGCCGACACGCUCAAGAUCUUGCAAAGUUGGCGAGAGCGGUUGGAACAUUUACGGCAUGGAGUCACAAAGACAUUGUCCAAAAAGGACAACCGACAGGAAAUAACUUUCCUGGACAAUCACCUGAUCAGCAUGAUCGAUCCCGUCGCUGGCCUCAUCGACUACACCAAGAACUGGCAAAGGCCUGUCAGCAUCUUCGGCAUAACGGCAUCCAGUACUCGUCGCAACAGGGUGUUGCUAUCACUCCUGGCAUACUUUGCGGUACUUCUUUGGGAGAUCUUGAAGCAACAAGGUUGGUACAUAGCCCUGCAGCAAGAACUGGCGCAGAUUGCCGAUGCACGUGGUGUUCACUUGAGCUGA
Symbiodinium natans is the source of this 1329-nucleotide messenger RNA. NCBI's taxonomy places the organism in Eukaryota, Dinophyceae, Suessiales, Symbiodiniaceae. The record is from the annotation of a GenBank genome assembly.